This is a messenger RNA of Porites lobata, 4655 nucleotides long. The record is from the annotation of a GenBank genome assembly. Lineage: Eukaryota; Metazoa; Cnidaria; Anthozoa; Scleractinia; Poritidae.
AUGGGAGAGUCAAAGCCCGACACAGCCGUCACUAACAAGGCAAGCUGCAAUAGUUCCAAACGAUGGACAUCUCUGUCGUACCUCACACAUCGCGAAGUUCACGGAAUGCGAAGUGCACUGAAGAACGAUACCUUCUCCGCCAAAUUGUACAGACAUUUCUCGCUGAAAAACAUCGUGGACCCUGAGGAUGACCCAAAUAACGUUGGGCACGGAGCGAUUUUCAACCUAGAAUUUUCUCCCUUUGGUAAACUUCUUGUGGCAGCUUGUGAAAGACGUAGCCUCCUUAUGUUUGAUCCGCUGACUCACAAGCUGAUUAAAACCUUACGACACGCUCAUGUCGAUUGCGUUAAUUGUGUUCGAUUCUUGGACUGUAGGACCUUUGUUACGUGCUCUGAUGACACUACUGUAGCUUUAUGGGACUCCAGGAACCUCAAAAGCAAAAUGCUUAGUUUAGAGGGCCACGCAAAUUGGGUUAAAAGCAUUGAGUUUCAUCGACCGUCUGGUCUGCUGGUGACGUCAGCUUUUGAUGAUACAAUCAGAACAUGGGAUAUCAAUGGAUACUCAAAUGAGGGAAGAGUCAAUAGCCGUGUUAUUUUCCAGUUUUCCAAUUUAAUUCGCAUGAAAAUUUGCCCGGGCGGUUCCAAAAUGAUUAUGUCAUCUAUUCCCGGUAAUUUACUAGUGGUGCAUAAUUUGGAUCUAGACUAUCUGCAAUAUGACAUUAAAGGUGACGAGUAUCCCCACUGGGAUGCAACAGAUUCUUCCCUUGUUAGCUUUGCAAGCCAUCGGUGGCCAAGUAAGGGAAGAAAUGCAUUGGAGGUUAUUCAAGAUUUUCCUGAAGAGUGUACCCCAUGGUGUAUAUCAUCAGUGGAGGUACACCCACAAGGAUGGUGUACACUGGCUCGAUACACCUGCAAGAAAUCAAGGAAUGAGUGGACUGUGAUUCAUGAUAUUCAGGACAUAGCUGAGGGAAGGGAUGGUAAGUUACUACAGUAGGUGGCAAAAGCUUUGGAGUAGGCAGAGAUGGAAAAAAGGGGGAGUCCAGGGGCAUGUCCGCAGGAAAAAUUUUGAAAUCUGUGCCUCUUAGAAUGCAUUUCAAACAUUCUAUAGCAAAAGUUAGAGUUUUUGAACAGAACACGGACAUCAUUAAAUUGAAGCUUUUUCAUUCAGAGACAGCACAUGAAUACAUGUACUUUUUUUUUUAAUUUACUCUUCGUGCCAAUACCUCUGAACCAUUGAUUGUUUCAGUAUCCAGGGUUGGCACAGUCUUGAAAAGUCCUUGAAUUUUAGGGGAAGUCCUUAAAAAGUCCUUGAAUUCCAUUUUUCCUUGAAAAGUGACCUUAAAUGACUGUGCAAGUCCUUGAGAAGUCCUUGAAUUUUCUUCAACUUUGGAUGUAGUGGCCUCGAAAGAGUUUUUUGAAGCUUUUUGGUUGUCCAAGACAAAUAUAAAUCAUAGCUCAGAGAAUUUAAAGGUUAUUUACAUAAAGUGCUCUGUUUUAUGCAAUAAUUAACUAUCAAUUUAAGACCAGUGGACUGAAAAAUGUUUGAGUCAGGUUGGUGAAGCAAACAGUUUAAGCCUUAAGUCUUAUUAGAAUAGACUGGGAAUGGAAUUUUUUGUACAAUCUGUGAAAUUACAUUCCUAGUACAGCGUGCAAAGAAAGUCGUGUCUGAUAGCCCGGGGAUAGUGGAUUUUGCUAUUGGGCUAGUGAUUUUUGUUCUCAACUUGCCCAACGGGCAAGUGCUCCUUUUUGGGGAAAUUGAAAUUACAGAAGGAUUGUAAUCAACCCUGCUAAUCAAAAAGGGUUUUGGGGCUAGCUGGAAUGACUUGUGGGCUAGCACAUGCUAGCUACAGCUUGCCCGAAUGGCAUUCUGUAAAACUGACUUUCUUUGCACCCUGUAGUAGGUGGUCCUUGAAAAGUCCUUGAAAAAUGGUUGCAAUUUUUUGUAUGAAAAUGGUAUCUGUUUUAAAUAAUGUUUAAUAUUUUGAAAAAACUGGAAUAAUUUCCAAAGAAAAGUAGGCGGUGAGUUCACGUGAAAUAGCUGGUGAAUUUUGCUGGCCACUGGCUCUUUUUGAAAACCGUCUCACUAUAUUUUUUAAGAGAUACAGUAUAGCCCAGGAGUAAGUUCUUAAGUUCAAAGUUGGGUUUGCUAAAUGUAGGCCCGCGGCCUAGGGGCCCACAGCCAGCAGUGGCCCAUUCCACAGGACAAUGGCAAUACAAACUCUGGAAAUGGCAUUGGGUUUCUCUCCUUUUGAAAAUCAAGAAUGGAAUGCUUGGCUGUUAGGUGUUCAUGCUGCUUCGCUUUCAUGGGCUGUGGGCUGUGGGCCUGGUUUUAGCAAAACCUGUCAAAGUUUACAAGAGGAAACAUACAUGUGAGGGAGACUUGCAUUUUGCAUACCUGCAACUUUCGUUUGAUUUUUAUUAUCCUUUGUGUCUUACGCUAUCACAUACAUUGAAGCCCAAAGGAAAGAAAAUUUUUAUUUAUUUAUUUUUUAUUUAUUUAUUUAUUUAAAAUCUUUCCUGGUAGUAUACUACUAAUAAUUAUUACAGUCAAUAAAUUUGAAAAAUUGAAUACCUUGGCAGGGACUGAUAGUAAAAUGUAAAUGGAGGUUAAACUGAACCACGACAGUUGCACAUGAAGGUUUGACCAUAGUCACUCUUCAAUCUCUCUUCCUUUCAGGUGAAGAGAACAUUUCUCCUCCACGGCGCCUCACUCACAGCAUACAAGAACCCAAUGUUGCCAAAGGCUAUAUAAAAGAACACUGCUUCAACCAUGAUGGACGAAUCAUAUGCUCACCAUUUGGUAAUUCUGCAAGAAUCCUGAGUUUUAGUCCUGAGUGUGAUGAACUAUCUUCUUGUGUUCAUAGUACACCUUCAGAACUGUGUGAUUUAAAAACACUUAUAAGUCACAAGCAAGCUGUUGUGACUUGUAGGUUCUCACCCACGCAUUCUCUUCUCUCUCUGGGUUGCUUGGGUGGAAAGGUGAGUUUCUACCAGCCUAAACUCUAAAAGUUGCCGCUUCCAAUCUGUUGCACCAUGUAAGGGAAUUCUGAUUCCAGAAUGAAGGAAAUUUUUGCUUUUUGUUUCUGGAAUCUAACAAAUUUUUGCUGUGGAAUCCAGGAUCCUGGGCUUUAUAAUUCAGAAUACAGCUCAAGGAAUCCAGAAUCCACGUUUCGCUGACAAAACAUUCAGAAUCCAAUACCUGGAAUCUAGAAUCCAAGACUGUCUUGGAUUCCCUCACAUCAGGCGAAAUCAUAUUAAGGCUGCUAGGUAAUAUGGUGCUGGGUAAUAUGGGCAACAAAUUUGCGCAACUUUUUAUGUUAGUCUUGCAGAUUGAUUUCGCUCACUUUUCCAUCCAUGUGAGCAGCUUGCAACACAAAUUUUUUUGUUAUGUCAGGGUUGCAAUAUGCAUUGUGCAAAAUGGAAGACUCUUCUUCUGAAUCUGCCGUUAAUCGGAACUGACAAGAAAAAUUGUUGCAUGACAAUUAAAGUGCUCAAGUGGGCGGCAAAACAAGCAAUAUCACUUUUUAACUCAUAAAGGAGCAAUGUUCUUUAAAAAAGUGGGAUCAAUUUGUAGGCCCCUCUCACAUAAUAUUAAUAACAAACAAAUAUAACACUGUCUGGCACAUAAUGAUUAGGAUAUUAUUCACAGAUUGCUUUAAAAAUUGGUAGCAUAACUACCUAAAAUUUAGGAAAAUAUUUAGCAAACAGGUGAUGUCUUCACACAGGCUCAGAAAAAUACUUUCAGUAGCUAAUAAAACAGACUCCAACUUGAGAUCAAGUGACUUUGGAAUCCACUUGAUCAAUUCCAUUGUCAAUUCCAUUGUCAAAUGUUGGAACAGAGAAUAUUGAAAAUUCAUGUGCUAUGAAGUGUAGAGGCUUCAGUGGGAAUAGCCCUUUUUUACAGUUACAGGUGGAAAUGAGGCUGGAGUUGCUGUUUUUUUUAUAUACAACCCUUCCUUCUUAUUAUGUAAAUCAUUUUGUUCUUAUGAUAACUGGUAUUUUAAAAGCAAACUUCCGUGAGAAAAGGAAGGAGGUUUGUAUUAAAACAAGGUCAACCUCAGCCUCACGUUCACUGAGAGGCUGGGUAGGAACCCCCAACAGUGUUAAAAUAAAAUGGUCUAUCAAACGCAGGAGCUUGGUUAGAGCCACCUCAAAAGGCACAAUAAACAGCCCUGUGGAAAGUUACUGCUCAGUAUUUUUCAACUGAAUAAUCACACUUUGGGAUUUCCUCAACAGACAUACAAAUAAUUUGUAGAUCUUCCAUGUACAGCAUAUGAAACAGGGUCCCCACUACUCCUGGAAUUCCUAGAAAUUCCUGGAAAUUGAAAAUUUUUCCAGGGCCCUGGAAAACUCCUUGAAAAUUCAAUGUUAGCAUCAACUCCUGGAAAACUCCUUGAAUUUUUCUAUUAAUCUUAGUUGUAGGAUUGAAAAAUACUUUUUUGGACCAUUUUUUUUUGGUAAGUAACUUGUUCUAAAGAAAAUUGAUGUGAAAUUUACAACUCUGGGGUCCUGGUUUUUUUGUUUAUACCCUGGAAAACUCCCGGAAAACUCCUGGAAUUUCAUAAUCUACAGAUAGUACGAACCCUGAUGAUACAGUACCAAAAGUUUAAAACAGGUUCGUUUACAGAGUUUGGCAUUUAGCAUUAUAGUGUGUCC